Cylindrotheca closterium is the source of this 1005-nucleotide messenger RNA. The record is from the annotation of a GenBank genome assembly. NCBI's taxonomy places the organism in Eukaryota, Bacillariophyta, Bacillariophyceae, Bacillariales, Bacillariaceae.
AUGGCACCCUUAUCCUGCCGUCAAACGGGAUUGAGUUGCAUGCUAUUGCUGUGCGCUCAUGUCUCUAUAGUAGCGUCACUUGCUCUUAUCCCUUCUGGCAGUCCAAUUCAUGGACCUGUCGAGAAGAUGACAACGAUGAUGAUUCGCAAGGACCCAUCAACAGCCCAAGAAACACGGCGUCGGUGGCUUUCCAAUGGACUGUCCUUCCUUGGUACUUCUUGUAUUGUACCCCUGAUAGUAUUCCCCAAUGUAGUCAAUGCUGCUGCCACUGUGAAAGAUCCACUUCCCGAAUCCAUUGCCACGGUCGUCUUGGUAUCACCGUCCUCUCGCCUUGGCGUUCAACUGAUGGACGUUGACAUUGGCAACAAGGUGGUGGCAGCUGUCAAGUCGACCGAGCCCGAAGGAAUGGGAGCUACCAAUGGUUUGCAAGAAGGCAUGAUUGCGAUUGGAAGUAAGGAGACCUCGAAAGAUAUUGUCCAGCAAAUCAAGUAUGGACCCUAUCCGGUCGUAUUGCAGUUUUAUAACCUGGCGAGAGAAAUGGAGGCUCCCAGUGCAGCAGAAGGACUAAAGCGCUUUCAAGAAAAGCAAAAGGAAGCAAGUGUUCCAGUAAAUGAUCGGAAAGAAGCUUCCGUUUCCUUCUCUGGAGCAGGUUUGGGUACCAAAACCAUUCGCAAAGGAACUGAUUGCGAAUUGAAGGUCCGACGAGGGGAUACCGUCAAGAUCCGAUACGAAGCCCGAGUGGCUUCUCCUGGUGGACCCAUUUACGACUCUACGCAAGAUAGAGGAGGACCAGUUACAUUUACUUUAGGGAAUGGCAAGGCUCUGAAUGGAGUGGAAAUUGGUAUGGGGGGAAUGUGUACAGGCGAGGUACGAGAUUUGGACAUUCCCAGUGGUUUGGGGUAUGGACGCUUUGGAUCAGAGUAUUACGAUAUUCCAGGAGAUGUUCGAUUGUGGUGGAGAGUUGAGCUAUUACAAUUGGAGCCUGGCGACAUGAAGUUUCGGUAA